AUGGAAUUAGUGGUUGUGAUUCCCACAGACUUCCAGAGAGUAUGCUACCUGGAUAAAGGUAAAAUAAAUAUGUUUGAUCUCAUUUGCUGGUUUAACUGUUGACAUAUUUUAAUAAGAAAUGGGAAGUCGUUGUUAAUUAAUUUCUUAGAUGUAUUCAUUUAUUUUUAAUGGGUUUAAUGAAGUUAGAAUCACAGCCCUUAUAAAUCUCAAAAGUAGGCUAGUAGUGACAGGCCCAUCAUGGUGAACAUUUGAUUAUAGGGUGUUUUCCAGUUUGCCUAAUCAUCUAAUGAUGUGCUUGUCUGACCAGACCCAAUGUAUACUCCACCCAACAGGUGACCUUUAUGAUGACACCACUAUUCACUGUAAUGACAUCGUCCCUGGAACUACUGUCACCCUGAUGAUCUGGCCUUACGAUGGAUGGGCUGAGCUUGUGAUAGCUGCAGCUACUGGGGAUGUACUCAAGGUGAUGUGGCAUAAAAGAAAAACCUAGAAUAGUGUCAAAGUUGCGUCAAUUCAAAUCUGGCAUUAGGAACAAAAGAGGUCAACACGACUUCUAAGAUAUACCAGUUAUUUUAAUUAAUGCAAAAACCUUCAAUGGUAAAUAUGAUGUUUCGUAUAUACGGGCUCUUUGAAAUACCUCGCAGGGCACUUCAGAGAACUAAUCCAUUGUUCUAGGUUCUUGCUCAAAUACUCUGACAGAGAGAAUUUCCCACCUCUCUGCUGACCAAUUAGAGUAGAGACUUGAGCGUGGUUUAGACUUACUCAGCCUAUCCGUUGGCGCACAGGCUAGUCCCCCUCCUCUUAGCGCAUCCCUGUUUCCAGGCAUACGUUCAUCAUAACAACCUGUCAUAGUGAGAAGAGCCAGCUCCCUUAGACACCAUUCCUACGUCCAAGGAAGGUUCACAGAUCACAAAGAACCAGUAUAUUCCAGUAUCUGGAGACACAAAUCCCUAUCUAAUUUUACCCCCUAAAACAGCUCUUUACAUCAAUCACAGCUUGCCAGGUGUCACAACCUACAUUAGCACAGUCCAGAAUGCAUUCUUUCUAAGUUAGUCAUCCCAUCAAUUAUGAUAAUAAUAAAUCCCCAAUAAUCCCCCUUUUCACACCUACUAGGGUGUGAUUCAAAAAAUAAGAAAACACAGGGUGUGAUUCAUUAUAAUACAAUACAAUCAAAAAGAAUCACACUUUUAUUAAUAGGCCAUAAUUAUCCUAAAAAAUAAAAACCCUCAGUCCAUCUACACCCAACUUGCAAAUUGUUACCAGUCAUCAAAGAACAUCAAACCAUAAAACACAGGAUUAAUAGAACACAAAACAUAAGACUAUUAAAACAUAAAACACAAACAGAGAAGUACAUUUUGACUCCCUUUUGACACCCUCUAAGGUGUGAUUCCAAAAAUGUGAAAGGGAAAAUUUAAGAUUCCCUCUGUUGACACCAUUUAUAGUGUCACUCCAAAUAACAGUUUGAACAGAAUAUAAACAACCCUGAGUAUAACAGGAUAUGGAAAUUAAAUCACAUCAAAAAAUGUUAAUAAACGGAAAAAUAAUAAUUUUAACCCUCUAUUUCUCCCCUACACCUAACAUGUACUGAGUUGGCUACCAGCCACCCAGGAAUCCUUUACCUUCACCUCAGGAGGAAUAAACAAUCACAGUGGUUAGUAAAAACAUAAGGUAAUAAAUGAGCAAAAACUGAAAAUAAAUGCGUGUAUAUAUUUUACUACGCAAACCAUGGAUCAUCCAACUUGGUCUCAGAGUCAGUGGCAGAGUCACCCGCAACAUCCUGGGCCGGCAACAACGGCAUCACUCCUGACACCCGCACCACUCCUACCACUGACUUCCUGAGACAGGGAAUGAUACAAGCAGCACAACACAUCAACAAUAAAAACACAAUUACUAGGGUCAGAAAUCCAGUAACCACCAUAGAAGAAUACUUACCGAACCAGUCACUUAACCAGGAGAACAGCCCACCACUCCCCACUCCAUCCAUGCUCUUCAUUUCUGCUGACAACUUAUCCAGGCCAACUAGGGCCUUUGUGAUGCUCCCGUCCGGGCUAGUAUUGUUAGGAAUAAACGUACAGCAUUGUUCCCCAAACAUCUUACACACACCCCCUUGGUUAGCAAGCAACAUGUCAAGUGCUAGUCUAUUUUUCCUAGCCACCCUAGAGGUGGCCUCUAGUUGUUCCGACAUUCCAGUCAGGGCAGUGCGUGUGUAGUUAACAAAUCGCUGUUGGUUAUAAUAGAUGUAAUUUAUCCAAGAUCGCUGUUUAGCAGCAUCUAUGGCAGGUCCUAUGAUUGGCAACAAAUGUCACAACCCAUCAUUCCUGUUGAGUGCCUGGAACUGUAAUGGUACUCCCACAGGCACCCCCAACAGGUUAGAGUGGAUCUCCUCUCCUGCUGACCAUGGGGCACUACGUUUCCCCCGCCUCAUUCUCUCUCUGUCUGGGGCUAGCUGGGCGAUGCCCAAAAGUUGGUCUGAGGAAACAUCAAUAAUGGUCAGAGGUACAAUCAAACUGGCUAAUGCACAAGUGCCCUGCCAGUCCCCCUUUAGAAUCGGGGUUAGUUUUCUAUUUGGUCCACAGAUCCACCACACAUCAGCCACCCCUUUUGUCUGGGUUUUACCCUCUACUGGCCAAGUGCUGUUCAUAGUUACAUUCACAGCACAGUCCCCUGGUGGUAGCCUACCAUAGUUAACACCCUUACCUGUUCCAGCAAUGCAACUGUAAUUACCUCCAUAAGCCUGAACUCCUUCAGAUGCCUUUUGUGGGGGAACCUCAGGGAAAAUCAAACUUAGGGCUUUGCACAGGGUGGUGUUUGGCAGUGAAUGGUAGAACUCUUCCAAUAUGCACUGCCAUCCUUCCCCUUCUCCUAAAGUGAAUGGGUGGGUUGCCAACCCAGGUCUUGCAUGCCCACAGAUAACACAAUUCUGCCUGACCAGUGUCCUAGCCGUAUACCUCAUGUAUGCCAACCACAUAUUUUCUUUCCCUUCAUAACCAGUUUCUGUCCCCAAUUGGUCGCUGUCCAUUAUAUCCCUAACAUUAAUCACCCGAACGGGGUUUGGUACCUUAGUGGAUUGAAGCUGAGCUGGUCCUGGAGUGGUGAUGUGGUUUAACUGGGUCUGUCUCUCCCCAGCUGCAGGUUUGGGUGUGACCACGAUGGUGAACACACCCAUGGUGUCUGGUCCGGAUCGUACUGCUGCUAAGGUGUACACACCUGCAUCUGUAAGUUUAAUGUCUUGGAUGGUUAGUAGGAUUUCAUCGCCUUUACAUGCACCCCCUUUUGACCCCUGCACACCCCUUAUCAUUGAAAACCUAGCUGCUUUAGAAGCAUCUCCUAUUACAUAUGGAUAGCCUCAACGCCAUUCCCAGAAGGUGCCAACAUUUGUAAUCAUAAAAUCCCAAUAUGGACACCACUUUCCCUCACACAGAUAAGUACCUCUCUUUAACACAUGGGGAUACAUUUUGUUACAGUUUUCCUUCUGGUUCCAAUUGCAACCAGUGUCCCCAAUUCCACUAGCCCUAUUCCUCCAUGACCAGAUCUUACAUGGUUCUAGGGACAUCACUUGAGAUUCCCCUUCCUGUAAGGUAAUGACUAUAUUAUGAUACUGACUGGAUGUCACUGUUCCCCAUAGGGCCAGCCCCGCUAGUAACCAUAACAUCUUCCCCGUCUGCAGCCAAGUCCUGUUGUACUUGAUCUAGAGUUCUUCCUGGAAAUAUAUCUUUGGCACAAUGUGUUCUGUGGUACCACAUGUCCUUCUUACUCGUGUUUACCCUCAGCAAGUGACUUGAUACCUCUUUCACCUGAAAAGGCCCUUCCCACCUUGGCUCCGUCCACUUCCUGGAAUGCACCUUCACUCUCACCCAAUCUCCCACCAGGAUGUCUCUGUUCUCGUCCGUGGUUUCAACAGCAGGAGUGCGCACUUCCACCACCUGUUUAGACAAUCUUUCAACAAGAGAAAUUAGUGCCUGCAUGUAGUCUGUAUAUCUGAUUUUUGCAAUAUCUAGCCUAGGCAUACUAAGAUUGUCUGUUGGUGGCCCUGGCAUUCUGCGUCCUGUCAUAAGCUCAUGUGGAGUCAAGUGGGUAUCAGACCCAGGUGAAUUUCUCAUUGACAUUAGAGCAAGGGGUAGGGCAUCUACCCAUUUCAGUAUAGUUCCGGCCAUGAUUUUGGCCAUUUUUCGUUUCAGCGAUUGGUUAGCUCUUUCUACGAGUCCCUGCGAUUGGGGGUGGUAUACUGACCCAAACUUGUGGGUGAUUCCUAGGGCCUGCUCUACCUCCCUUAGGUGUUUAUUCUUGAAAUGGGUACCGUUGUCAGAACGGACCAUUCGCGGGACCCCGAACCUUGGAAUGAGGUCUCGCCUCAGCCACUUAAUCACGGCCUUUGCGUCUUUUCUUGCUGUGGGGAUGGCUUCCACCCAUCUGGUGAAUCUGUCCACCAUUACUAACAGGUACCUUUUUCCUUCCACUUUGUUGUCCUGUCCCAUGUCCGUGAAAUCUAUGCAAAUGUCUUGAAAUGGUGCAUCAGGUAUUGGGAAGCUGCCUAUCACUGCUCCAAGUGACACUUUGUUGUUGUAUUGUUUGCACACUUCACAGCUCUCUGAUGUCUCUCUUGCCAUGUCCAACAUGUGUGGAUGCCACCAUGCUUUCUCAACUGAUUUUACGACACUUUUCCAUCCUCCAUGAGCCUUCUCAUGCUCUUCCCUUAAGAUUGAUCUGAGGAGUUUUGCAGGUCCCACUGUUUUUCCUGUGUGAGAUCUCCAAAUCCCAUGAUGGUCUUGCCUUGCUCCCUGUCUGCUCCAUACGUUCUGUUCGUAGGCCCCUGCUGCUUCUUGCAACUGUCUUACUGUGUCUGUCGUCAACUCCUCCUGUCCUUGAGUGGCUCGUUUUGCACCAUCUUCUGGGCAUUGUAUCCUCCUGCAUCUUUUGCUACUUGAUCAGCCCGAUCAUUUCCUUCACGCACUCUGGUGCUUUCUCUGCUGUGACCUUUGCACUUCAUUAUUGCCACUCGUUUGGGAAGCUGGGUUGCAUCAAUUAACUUCUGUACUUCAAUCUUGUGUUUGAUGGGCUCAUUUGAGCUGGUCACAAAUCCUCUCCUCAUCCACUGUGGUCCAUCAAUGUGUGCAAUCCCAUGUGCAUAGGCAGAGUCUGUGUAGAUGUCCACAUUCUUUCCUUCACUUAGUUGUAGAGCUCUCCUCAACGCCCUAAGUUCAGCUAGCUGUGCUGAAGCUUCAUUGGGACCAAGUUUCUCUGCUUUCAUUACUUCAUGUCCUCCUUCUGUGUCUUGUUUCACCACUGCAUAGGCAGCAGUGUUUCCUUCCUUUGGGUCCUUUGACCUGUAGCAGCAUCCAUCAGUGAACAGGGUGAUUUUGUUCCCCUCCAAGGGUGAGUUUUGCAGGUCCAUUCGGACUUUGAUCUGUUUGGCUGCUCUAUCCUCACAGACAUGUGGUUCUCCAAGACCCAUACCAUCGGUCAUAUUGGUUGCUGUUGUCACAUAUGUAAUGUGCUUUGCAGUGAUGGCCUUUGUUAUGCUGGAUUUUCUUUUACUGGACAGUGUGAAAAGUUUGGAGCCUAUAAAAGCGGUCACCCCAUGAUCUGUAUUGAUUUCAAGUGGAUGUCUCAUCACAAUGUGGGCUGUUUUACCUAUAGCUUUUGCAAUGGCAGCCAUGUGUCUGGCACAGUCAGUCUGUCCUGUUUCAAUGUUGUCCAGUUUCGCGCUAUAGUAGUGUAACACUCUUCUUUCCCCCUUUUGUUUCUGAUACAGGAUGGAAUGUACAUAACCAUCCUGCUCAGAAACAUCCAAACAGAAUGGCGUGGUGUAAUCGGGUAAGGACAGUGCUUCAGCCUGUGCCAGCGUCUGUUUGAGUUGGAUUAAAGCUGCCUCUGCUUCCGGAGUCCACUUAAGGACUGCUGUGAGGUUUCUGUUUCCUGCUUCUCUCAAGAUUGCCUGCAGUGGUUCCACUUUAAGGCAGUAUUCUGGCACGUGCAUUCUGCUAUAUCCAGUAAGUCCAAGAAAUGACAAAAGGUGUUGUACAGUAGUAGGUUUGGGAUGUUCCAAGAUGGAGGUCCUCUGAGCCACAGACACAGCUUGUCCCUUCCCUGACAGCACUCUUCCCAGGAACUGGACACUUCUCCGACAGCACUGCACUUUCUCUUUCUUUACCUUGUAUCCCUUUUUGGCCACCAACAGGAGAAGGGACUUGGUGGCCUGCAAACAAGACUCAGCUGUGGGUGCUGCCAACAGAAGAUCAUCAACGUAUUGGAGUAGUGUCACCCCCUCAGGUAAUGUUAGUUCUUCCAAGUGGCUCUUCAGGAUAGCGUUGAAGAUUCCCGGGGAAUCGCGGUAGCCUUGUGGAAGUCGGGAAUACGUAAAUUGCUGCCCUCUAUAGGUAAAUGCAAAAAGUGGCUGGGACUCUGGAUGUAAUGGGAUGCAGAAAAAUGCAUUGGCGAGAUCCACUACUGUAAACCAAUCUUGGGUGGGUGAAAUGUUCUGUAAGGCCAGAUAUGGGUCUGGUACAGGUCGAACAUCUGGUACAGUUACUUCGUUGAUUGGUCUGAAGUCCUGCACCAUCCUCCAUUUCCCAGUGUCACCUUUCUUUACUGGAAGGAUGGGUGUAUUCCACACAGAACAGGUUGGAUAUAUAACCUGUCCUUUUUGGAGUCAAUUCCCCUCGUCUUCUCUUCACUGAGAGGGUAUUGAGAUUUGUGAACUGGGAUAGUGAGUUCACUUUCUUCUCGAAUGGAGACAACCACUGGUUCUACAUCAACCAGCCCCACAUCUUCAGCACUUGUUGUCCACAGUUCCUCUGGUAGUUGUUUGAAAAUGUUAUGAGUAUCCGGAUGAUCAGUCAUCUCCCUGCCAUGGUAACGUGAUCUCCUCACAACCUCUGGUUUUGACACAUCAUCCACAUUGAGUUUAAUUCUCCAUACUUGAUUUCCCUCAAGGAAUGCACUUUCCACGUUGUAACAAGAGGUUUUGUUCCACCGUAGGCAACUUGCUGCCUUUACCGCUGGUCCCAGAGAUCUUGCCUCAUAUCCAAAUCCCACGAGAAGGGUAACAUGCGGCACAGAAUCACUAGGAAGAGCAAACCAUUUGUCUGUGAGUACCACGUCUCCAUCCAUGACCAUGCAGCUGGUAGCCACUCCUUCUUUGAGUAUGUACAUAUAAUUGCUGGUCACAAUCGGGCGCCUAUCGUCCAUUUCCUCCUCCCAGGCUUCAUCAUAUGCUUCAUCCAAGUCCCUGGUAUAGUUCAUUGUCAUGUGCGGAGGGUCCUCAGGUGGAUAGUAUGCAUUUAAGGUCUGUAUCCAGGCCUUCCAUAGUUGGAACUCUCUGCAUACUCGGGGAGCAUCAGGGUCAGUAUCCAUGAGCUUCAGCCAGUAAACAUAUGCUUCCUCCUCAUCUUCCUCGUUUAGGUGUGUUCCCACAUAUAGCAUGUGAGGGGGGUCAGAGAGUUUUUUCAUGAUUACUGGCAUGAGAUCAUCUAUGGGCGUGAUGGAUGCAUGUAGACCCUCCUGGUUACAAUAUAUACUACAUCCCAGUUUGGAAAGCAGGUCCCUCCCCAUGAGCCCCAUUGAGCAUUCCGGGUUGUAUAGAAACUGAUGGGUAACCUGUUGGUCAUCCCAUACAACCUCCAAUGGAACUGUGUAUGGCUUUCUCAUAAUAGCCCCAGAAACCCCAGAGAAAGCUUGUGUUUUGGUAGUGAGUUGAUAUGUUGCUUGUACAGAAGACCAUGUACAUGUACCUCCAAUCAAACAUGUCACUACCGGCUCUGAACCUGGUGGGAAAGUGUAAAUGUUGGUGGUGGGAUCCUUAUGGGUUUCUGGGCAGCUUCAUUGGUAAUUGUGUUCGUCACCCAGCCAUGACAUGCUGGGCAGGAAGGCAGCGUUAGGCACUGCUGGGUCUUGUUUUCGGUUCUGCUGUUGUGGUGGUUGGUGCUGCUGGACUGGCAUUCCUCCUCCUUGCCAGUUUCCCCAUCCUUGCUGGUAUCUCGGUGCUUGUCUUCUGGACUGUCCCAUGUAACCCCUCCCUCUUUGUUGUCCCUGUCUUGGGAGCUGACAAUAUCUUGCCUGGUGGCCAUGCAUCCCACAGUUAAAACACCCUUGGUCAGCGUAUCUAGGGGUGUAUCCCUGUUGUCGUGGUGGUACAUAGGGUUGCUGGUAUGCGAGUGCACCAUAUCCAGGAGGACCAGAAGGUGCCAUCAUUCCCGUCAUUGCCUGUAUUACAGCAGUAACUGCAGCAGCAGUAUCAUUUCCUGGUGCAGGAGUGGUAGGAUUAGAUGUUGGGGUACUGGUUACCACCAUUUGUUUUCCUGGCUUGUCCUCUGUCAGUUGCUUCUUCAGAACCUUUUUCUGAAGUUGUUUGAGUUCAUCCUCUUCCUUUCGCUUACCCUCUCUCCAUCGUUCCACAUGGUGUUGUGCUAUCUCGGUAAAUUCCGGAAUUGAUUUUGUGGUGAUUGCCACAACUUUUUCACAUUCAGCUCGAGCCUGAUCCGGGAGUCCCCCCAGGCAGUUUGUCAGGAAGAGGUGUUUCAUGGUGUCUUUUCCUGGUUCUUCAUUCCACGCUUGCCUCCAGAGGCACUUAGCCCUCUUCAUGUAUGCUGGUAUUGUUUCAUCGUCAUUCAAUGUCAGAGUUCUCAUCAGUUCGGGUCUGGCCUGGGUAGGAUACUUCCUCCUUAUGACAUCCCAUACGUCACUGCGGUGGGGGUCAAAUCUUGUAGCCGACCCCACUUGCCCUCUCAGUCCCCCAGAGGUCAUUAUCUCUCUGCAUUCCUGGUCUCCCAUACACCUGUUCAUUACAGUAACCAUAUCACCUAUGGUGAGUUCAUCCGCUGCUGUGAGACUCUCAAAAGACUUCACCCAUCUGUGUCCAGAUUCUUCAGGUUGGGGGGGACUUCAGUAUUUUCUCAGAACCUAGCCAUAUCUCUCUGGAUAUGUGUCAAAGAAACAAUACUCAAUGGUACCAAGGUUUUAACAUCACAUUCACCACAGGUUUACAUGUCACAAUAUUGUGCUUAUCUACUCAUAAUAGUUUCAUAAUUUAGUUCACUUACAUCAGACAGUUGUUUCACAAAAUUAAUUUGAAUAAAGCCAAUUUGCAGAUCUUUAGUUAUUUAACAAUAGGUAUCUGCUUACCUUCUUUAAGUUGUCCGGACUUUUUGUGAAACACAGUCCAAUGAAAGAUAUGACCAAUGGGCCGGACAGUACCCAGCGAAGUCCCUUCUACCAGAUCACGUCGGGGUCGCCAAUUGUCAAAGUUGCGUCAAUUCAAAUCUGGCAUUAGGAACAAAAGAGGUCAACACGACUUCUAAGAUAUACUAGUUAUUUUAAUUAAUGCAAAAACCUUCAAUGGUAAAUAUGAUGUUUCGUAUAUACGGGCUCUUUGAAAUACCUCGCAGGGCACUUCAGAGAACUAAUCCAUUGUUCUAGGUUCUUGCUCAAAUACUCUGACAGAGAGAAUUUCCCACCUCUCUGCUGACCAAUUAGAGUAGAGACUUGAGCGUGGUUUAGACUUACUCAGCCUAUCCGUUGGCGCACAGGCUAGUCCCCCUCCUCUUAGCGCAUCCCUGUUUCCAGGCAUACGUUCAUCAUAACAACCUGUCAUAGUGAGAAGAGCCAGCUCCCUUAGACACCAUUCCUACGUCCAAGGAAGGUUCACAGAUCACAAAGAACCAGUAUAUUCCAGUAUCUGGAGACACAAAUCCCUAUCUCAUUUUACCCCCUAAAACAGCUCUUUACAUCAAUCACAGCUUGCCAGGUGUCACAACCUACAUUAGCACAGUCCAGAAUGCAUUCUUUCUAAGUUAGUCAUCCCAUCAAUUAUGAAAAUAAUAAAUCCCCAAUAAUAGUCUACAGCAGUCAUACACAGAGACUCUCUAUGGCUCAGGUCAAUAUUGAUCAUAAUAAAAAAAGAACCAUCAUCAACAAAAAUAGGAAGGAUUACUUUUAUGCUAUUCCAGGUAUUCCUUAAAGAGGUAGGGUUUCAAGUGUCUCCGGAAGGUGGUCAGUGACUCAGCUGUCCUGGCGUCGUGGGGGAGCUUGUUCCACCAUUGGGGUGCCAGAGCAGCGAAUAGCUUUGAAUGGGCUGAGCGGGAACUGUGCUUCCGUAGAGGUAGGGGAGCUAGCAGGCCAGAGGUGGAUGAACAUAGUGCCCUCGUUUGGGUAUAGGGUCUGAUCAGAGCCUGAAGGUAAGGAGGUGCCGUUCCCCUCACAGCUCCGUAGGGAAGCACCAUGGUCUUGUAGUAACAACAUCUCACAGCUGUUAUUACAACAUGUAGACCUUAUUAACUUCACUCUUCCCUUUUUUUAGGAUGAACAUUUCUACUUCUCACACAUAAAAAUGACUAUUUUCCUCUUUAUUUCACGUAGCUCAAGAGUGUGAUGUCCAAACCAGCACCGCCACGUUCCUCCCAUCCCAGUGCUAUGGGUUCUAUGGGUGGAGCUCCCUCCUGGCUCUCUCACCGUCUCUUCUCUGCUCUGUUCAUCAGUGCCCACCGUGGACACAUGCCCGCUGUCCGCUCCCUGCUCCAACAAGGUACCCACCACCGCAGAGGCAAAACAUCUGGAUAUCACCGGCGCACUGGAAAAACCUUGUAUCUCACUUUGGGUGAUUUUGAUCAAUUAUUCUACAUCAAUUGA
Messenger RNA from Coregonus sp. 'balchen', 10623 nucleotides. The record is from the annotation of a GenBank genome assembly. NCBI's taxonomy places the organism in Eukaryota, Metazoa, Chordata, Actinopteri, Salmoniformes, Salmonidae.